AUGUUUAAAAUUAUUCAAAGAGCCUGUUUCAGAUAUUCAGUUGCCAACACUAAGGCUGAGGCUGAAAUCAAAUCAGUUCCAGGUAUCAAUAUUAAAGAGUGAAUUUAGGACAUAAGCCACCCUCUUUUGAAGAUACUGUUUAAGGAAAAUAUGCAGGAGUGUUAUUCUCAACAGCAUCAUAAAGAGAAGCACUUCAUCUAGUGUUAUAGGACAUGAAAUACUUCAAAGAAUUGGCUGAAAAGAGUCCAGUAUUUGCAGGCUUUUUGGUAAAUUCUGCCUACAAAAGAAACCAAUAAAGAAAUGUGAUUCAAGCUCUAACAAAAGUAAAUAAAUUUAAUUAUGUUUUAGGAAGGAUUCCAUGAAGUCACUUAGAAUUUGUUAAACACUAUGAUUGAUAAUCAAAGAAUUUCUUAUCUAUCUAAGACAGCUGAUAAAUACAUUGAAUAUUAUAGAAUCUUUAAUAAGGAAGAAAAUAUCACAAUUAUUUCUUCUGAAAAUUUGUCUGAAGAAUAAAAGUAAAUAUAUAUAGUUAUUUUAAUAUUAGAUCAUAAGUAAUUUAAGCCUUAAAAGAAUCAAGUCCAAAUAUGUAAUUUUCUGUUCAAUACAAAGUGGAUCCCUCUAUUUUAGGAGGAUUAUAAAUGUAUUCAGGAAAUAAAUUCUUGGAUUGCUCUUUGUUAUCAAGAGUAAAUAAAUUGAGAUCAGAAUUAUAAAAGUUAAGCAUCUGAUGAUGAAUAAGUAUUAAUAAUAAUAAAUAUUAUAUAUA
Messenger RNA from Paramecium primaurelia, 763 nucleotides. The record is from the annotation of a GenBank genome assembly. NCBI's taxonomy places the organism in Eukaryota, Ciliophora, Oligohymenophorea, Peniculida, Parameciidae.